This is a messenger RNA of Mytilus trossulus (common blue mussel), 904 nucleotides long. Its product is annotated as probable GH family 25 lysozyme 3. Bases 110 to 790 code for a protein of 226 amino acids. The record is from RefSeq and is a predicted model, not a curated record. NCBI's taxonomy places the organism in Eukaryota, Metazoa, Mollusca, Bivalvia, Mytilida, Mytilidae. The transcript is spliced from 2 exons.
CUUAUUUAUGGCUCCACCUGUCAACAUUUCAUAACGACACUAAGAUGCAUUGUUUAUUUACAGAAUAAUUUUGAAAAUUUGGAAGCAAUACAACUAACAGAUUCCAAUAAUGUAUUUGUCAGUAGUAGCCAUUUUGAUUGAUGUUCUAGCUAGACAGUGUGAAUCACAGCAACUCGGACUUGGUAACAUAAUGGCUGGCUCUCCUUCCGGUGGAAUGGCGGAACUAAACAAUAUGAUACCAAGCAAUGUUGUAAACAUGAUAUCAAAUUCACUUCCACAAGAGUACCGACAUAUGGUGCCUGGGUUCAAUCAACCAACUUCCGGUUCGAAUCCUGCAAGCAAUUCAAAUAAUAAUCCCGUGCCAAAUCUUAAAAUUCCUAACUGGUUUCAACAAGGACCAACAAAUUCAAACACAGGAAAUGGUUCACCCGGAAACAUGCAAGGACAUGGCUCACCUGGUCAAUCUGGUCAUUCAACAGGAAAUAUCCCCUCGGGUCAAUCGAAAUGGAACGGUCCCACUGGUCAAUCUUCUGGAAACAGUCCAUCGGGACACACAACAGGAAAUAGUCCAUCGAGUCAAACCCAUGGGAAUAGUCCCUCUGGUCAAACGACAGGAAAUAACCCACAGGGACAAAACAAUGGACCACCAGCUUUUUGGGAACCAGCACCAGGAACUGGCCAAGGUGGAAUUAACACCGGAGCACAAUACAUAAAUACAAUGGGACAAAUGGCAAAAACGUUUGCCCAAGACCUUUUGCAAGCAAUGCACCUACCUAAUUCUGUGAUUUAAAACGAAUACGUACAUAAAGUAUGUGUAAUUUUUUUCAAUUUAUCUGCCUACUAUGAAAUGUUCCUUUUACUUUUGUGUCCUAGAAUUGAAUAUCAAUACAGUAUGUGUAAUUUU